AUGUCUUCUACUACAACUGCUUUAUUCACUCCAAUCAAACUUGGUCAAUACAUUUUGAAACAUCGAGUUGUUUUGUCACCUAUGACUCGUGCGCGUGCUGAUGAUCAUGGUAAUCCUACUGAACAAGUUGUUGAGUACUACAAACAGCGUGCUACUCCUGGUGGUUUAUUGAUUACUGAAGCUACUACCAUAUCUCCUUUUGCUGGUGGCUACCUUCAUUCUCCUGGUGUUUUUACCAACGAUCAAAUCAAGGCAUGGAAAAAAGUAACGGAUGCUGUUCAUGAAAAAGGUGGCAUUAUCUUUAUUCAACUCUUACAUCUUGGUCGUACUACCUUUUCUUCUCUUUUGCCUGAUAAUCAAUCUAUUGUAUCUGCUUCUGAUAUUGCUAUUGAAGGUAUCUCGCAGUUUGGUACUCCUUAUGAAGAACCUCGUCCUUUGGAAGUAGAUGAAAUCAAAUCUAUUACUCAAGAUUUUGCUCAAGCUGCCAAGAAUGCGAUUUCGGCCGGUUUCGAUGGUGUAGAAAUCCAUAGUGGCUAUGGUUAUCUUUUGGAUCAAUUCAUCAACACAUCAAGCAACAAACGAACUGAUCAAUAUGGUGGAUCUAUCGAAAAUCGCGCUCGAUUCACUCUGGAAGUGGUGGACGCUGUUGGAAAGGCUAUUGGUGAUGAUAAGACUGGCAUUCGUCUUAGUCCUUUUUCUGGAUUCCAAGAUAUGAAGGAUGAUACACCUGUUGCUACUUGGAGCUACAUCACUGAACAAAUCGAAAAGAAACAUCCUAGUUUGGCAUAUCUCCAUUUUGUUGAACCUCGCUCUAAUCCCGCUGCCGAUAGUCUGGAACAAGUGGAAGAGGGUGAAGAAGUGGAAACCCUUGAUCCUUUCCGUGCUCUCUGGUCUGGACCUUUUAUCUCUUGUGGCAACUAUACUUAUGGUGCAAACAUGGCUUUCGAUCGUGCUGAACAUUCUCCUAACAAUUUGGUAGCUAUAGGUAGAGCCUUCAUCGCCAACCCUGAUUUGGUGGAACGUUUCCGCAACAACUGGAAACUCAAUCCUUACAAUCGUGCUACUUUUCAUGCCUCAGGAUCUGAAGGUUAUACCGAUUAUUCUUUUUACAAUGCAACGGAUUAGUUUUAUUUUUUUUUAGAUAUCAUCAAUAAA
Molecule: messenger RNA, 1155 nt
Organism: Halteromyces radiatus
Lineage: Eukaryota; Fungi; Mucoromycota; Mucoromycetes; Mucorales; Cunninghamellaceae
Exons: 2
Coding region: 1-1125 (374 amino acids)
Molecular function (GO): oxidoreductase activity; FMN binding
Source: RefSeq, a predicted model, not a curated record